Molecule: messenger RNA, 2797 nt
Organism: Amphibalanus amphitrite
Lineage: Eukaryota; Metazoa; Arthropoda; Thecostraca; Balanomorpha; Balanidae
Product: tachykinins-like
Exons: 2
Coding region: 234-857 (207 amino acids)
Source: RefSeq, a predicted model, not a curated record
CCACCGUGAGCCGGUGGCAAACGGCCGCCGUUGCUGCUCGGGUCAGGUCAGUCGCCGCUGGGAGAGAGGCGCCGCCGCGCCCCGUCCUCCGCCACCCGAGCGAGGCGCCGCCCGUCCAGAGCCGGCGGCGGCGCAGACAGCGGACAGCGGACAGCGGACAGUCGGGCAGACAGCGGCAGAAUCGGACACAGCGGCACGGAGGGACCCAAAGACUCGGCUACAGACGGCGCAGCAUGUACAGCGUCUGCCAGCUGGCCGGCCUGACAGUUUGCCUGCUGGCGGUGGUCGCUGCCCAAACUCUGCACGCACGACCACCGCGGAUCGGCUUCCUGGCAAUGCGCGGCAAAAGGAACGCCACUUGGCCGGAGAAUGGCAGCGGCGACAGCGGCGGACCGCUGGUGGCCCGACACCGCCGCUUUACCUACCCACUGCACCGGCUCAUGAGGCUGGAUAACCUCUACGAUGAUCUGUACACACGCGCCGACCGCACGCCGUUCGGUUUCACCGGCCUUCGCGGAAAGAAGGCGCCGUCAGGCUUCGGAGGUCUGCGUGGUAAGAGGGUGUACAGCGGCUUCGGCGGGCUCAGGGGCAAGAAGGUGCCGUACGGCUUCAGCGGCAUGCGAGGAAAGAAGGUGCCCGUGGGCUUCAGCGGUAUGCGGGGGAAGAAGAUUCCGAGCGGGUUCGGCGGUAUGCGCGGAAAGAGGCCGACGGCUCGCUCCAGCGGGUCUGAAGGGAGUGAGAUGGAGAGGACCCCGGCGUCGGCCGAGCGGCGCCUCACCAGCCGACUGAUGGGGCUGGGCGGCCUCCGGAGUCAGCAGCUCGGCUCCAGCCGGCACCUGCUGCUCGCCGACGAGUGAAGGCACCGCAGAGCUACGUCGAACGGCGGUUCUCCGCCAGCUCGGCGCUUCAGUCCCGGCGACUACCGGCUCAGCGAUACGUCACCAGUCCGGCGUGACGUUACAUUUCAUCCCGUGACGUCACAAUAUCUCUGACAGCCUCCGUCGCCGUUGUGAUAUCCUGUCUAUCGGCGUUCUGAAAUUGGAUGCACGUUUGGGGAAUCACGAAUAAGCCGACGAGCAGCUUGCGUAAAAACGACGUCCGAUGAGGAACAUUUACCUGUAUCCAUGGACCAUGAAGCAAUGGCUUGGUGGCUGAAGAAGAGUUCUAUUGCAAAACUAUUUCCCCUUGAAAAGCGGCCUCCUCGCCAUGCAUGAAUGUGAAUUAGUCCGGCAGCAAUGUGUUCAAUUUGUUAUCGGUGUUAAAUUUCAUGGUUUCUGUUUGCAGAAACCUGAAUCCUGACAAUUAAUCAGGACAGACCCCUGCACGGUCCUCUUUCCAUCGAUAAGGGAAGGCACAUUUUAGUUAGGGACCAGUCAGAUGUUGACGCAUCAUCAGCCACAAUUGAAGCCAUAAAGGUGCAAUGGAGAUUUAGCUGGGUCUGGUUUGUUGUACUACUGUCACAUGUUUCUGAACCGGGCCUGAUCGUAAUCUCGUCCGCCACCGCCACCGACGUCGCCGGGGACGUCUCUCAGGCCCUCACUGUGGCACCGCAGAGGCUGGCGGUCCACUGUGAUUCUGUGAGAGACGUGAGCCUGGCAGCGGCGGGUCUGAUAGGUACCGGCGCCGCCUCUCCAACGGGGCAGCGUCGGCACAUUCCACUCGCGUUCCCCGUCCGUCGUCCGCUCGCCAGUCCGGCGGACGGACAGACAGACCCGGAGCCCGAGGCGGACAGACUGACCGGCCCGGCGCCCGAGUUCUGAUAUGAUACACGGAGAUUGACGUGGCUGAGGGGCGGAGGCAGGGAUCACGUUUACCGCCCGUACUGGCCACUCGGAGCGGACAGAUCCGCACGGCCCGGCUAUCGGGCUACGCCCUGGGGCUGGAUGAUGCCGGGCCAAAGACGGAUCCAAAUCCGGCUGAACCAAAGGCAAUUCAGCCUCAAGGUCGACGAAUAGGCUAAAUGGCACUACGUAAAAGUUCAACGUAAAACAAUAACAAAGGCGGCUACUGUUAUAUCAACACAUCAAAGCUUUGGCCAAAGAUAUCUUCAAUAACUUUCCUUGUUAGCAUAGCAUAUUGCUGAGAAUAGGCAUGCAACUGAGAUAUGCAUUACGGAGCUAUGCAAAUGGCAAGGGGAUAGAUACUGCAUGUAUGUGGUAAAAUGAUGUAAAUAACAAUUUCAACCAAUUAUGCUGUCCGCCACACCCCGACAAGUUUUUGCCUGAAACGACCAUCGGAAACUGAAAGGCCAUUCAUUCCUUUUCUACUACCGCCUGAAACUCUUUGAUUGACAUGUCCCAGCAAAUAAAAAUAUCCAGGAAAAAUAAAAUAUUAGCUUACAAACAGGUAAUGUAUUGAUGAGCAUUGUUCAGCAUUCAACUUUCAUAUGACAGUACCUAUGUCAGUGCUGCUUUAAAAAGUAGACGGAGACGCCUUGUACCGUUGAAUUUGUUACAUGUACGUCGUACAGUCACGACUGAUAACUGAUGCAACAUGUAAUUCGACAUCCUGUUGCAUAAAGAAAUGAAGGAUCUACAGCAGCUUUCACGAUGCUUCUUCGGUAGCUCGGCAGGAACCCCUGUUGUGAUUUUAGCGAAUGACUUGUUACCGCAUACGUGUUGUUGAUGUAAAACGUCGUCCUACUCUAUUUCCGCGUCAUACUGUCACGAACCGAAAGAUAGACAAGACCACUCAGCAGAGUGAUGGGCAAAGUCCCUGGCCCUCCACAUGAGUCGGCCUGUCUGUGUGUUUAUGUUUUCUGAAUGCAAAUACGUGGAUCAAUACAUCGAGGCUGGAG